Lolium rigidum is the source of this 1463-nucleotide messenger RNA. RefSeq names its product abscisic acid 8'-hydroxylase 4-like. The transcript has 8 exons. The record is from RefSeq and is a predicted model, not a curated record. NCBI's taxonomy places the organism in Eukaryota, Viridiplantae, Streptophyta, Magnoliopsida, Poales, Poaceae. Gene Ontology annotation, molecular function: iron ion binding; heme binding; oxidoreductase activity, acting on paired donors, with incorporation or reduction of molecular oxygen. Gene Ontology annotation, biological process: brassinosteroid homeostasis; brassinosteroid biosynthetic process; sterol metabolic process. The coding region runs from base 37 to 1398 and encodes 453 amino acids.
UCACAUCAGUUAGCUUGCUCGGGCCGGCGCCCGGAGAUGAUGUCGACGAUGACGACGAUGGAAUCAGAAUGGCGCCUUGCUGCUCACAUCUUGCUCUUUUCUGCCGCCAUCGGCGGCAUCACGUACCUCCUCCACCGCGCCCUACGUAGUUUCCACCUACGACAAGAGAACGGGAGCCCGCCGCCGGGAGGCAUCGGCAGCUGGUGCCGCGGCUUCGUCGGGGCGGAGACGCUCUCCUUCCUCGCCGCCGACCCGCCCCACUUCGCCAAGCGCUACGUCCGCACCGUCGCCGACCUCCUCGGCGAGCACAGCCUCCUCUGCACCUCCCACGAUACCCACCGACGCAUGCGCCGCGCCGUCGCGGGCCUCUUCGCCUCGGCGUCCACCGCCGCCUUCGCCGAAACCUUCGACCGUCUGACCACCGGCCAGCUGCUUGCCACCCAUUUUCAGGACCGGGUCGUCGUGCUGGACGUCGCUCUGGACGUAACUUUCAGAGCCAUCUGCGAGAUGCUCAUCGGGCCGCAGGAUGACUCGCAGAAGCUGGAGCGGCUGCUGAGCGACGUCAUGGACGUAACGCAGGCCAUGCUCGCGGUGCCGCUCAGGCUGCCUGGAACAAGGUUCUACAAAGGCAUACAGGCAAGGAAAAGGAUCAUGGAUGUCCUGAGGCAAGAAAUAUCCAUGAGGAGACAGAGUAGCCUGAAACUAGAUCGUCGCGAUGACUUCCUGCAGACCCUUCUCCUCAAGAGCCAUACGGAUGCGCCUGAAGAAGCGCUCACGGAUGAACAGAUUUUGGACAACAUUUUGACACUCAUAAUUGCAGGGCAAGUGACAACAGCAACGGCAAUCACAUGGAUGAUCAAAUAUCUGGGUGACAACACAGACCUCCAAGAGAAAUUAAGAUCGGUUCAGCUUGAUCUGGCAUCCAAGCAUCAUGGUUCACCUCUUACCCUCCAGCAUCUGAAUACCAUGGACUACGCAUACAAGACGGUCAAAGAAUCCCUAAGGAUGGCGACCAUAGUUUCUUGGUUUCCGAGAGUAGCGCUCAAGGACUGUCAGGUUGCAGGAUUCCACAUUAAGAAGGAUUGGAUCGUAAACGUCGAUGCAAGGUCCAUACACUAUGAUCCGACCAUCUACCAUAAUCCAACGAUGUUUGACCCUUCCAGGUUCAAUGAUGAUAUGAAGCCAUACAGCUUCUUGGUAUUCGGAGCGGGCGGUAGAACAUGUCUGGGAAUGAACCUUGCCAAGAUUAUGAUGCUAAUAUUUCUUCAUCGCCUCGUGACCAAUUUCAGAUGGGAGAUGGCCGACCAUGACACAAGCCUGGAGAGAUGGGCAAUGUUUCCAAGGCUUAAGAACGGCUGCCCAAUUUGUCUCACACCAAUACACAAGAAGAUGUACUGAUGUACUACUAGUAAAUAUAUCAAGAUAUGCACCACUUUAUGAAGUUGUGAACAAUGUCUAUGAGC